This is a messenger RNA of Camponotus floridanus (Florida carpenter ant), 2653 nucleotides long. It is a transcript of the gene Mccc1, whose product is annotated as methylcrotonoyl-CoA carboxylase subunit alpha, mitochondrial. Gene Ontology annotation, molecular function: methylcrotonoyl-CoA carboxylase activity; metal ion binding; ATP binding. The transcript has 9 exons. The record is from RefSeq and is a predicted model, not a curated record. Gene Ontology annotation, cellular component: mitochondrion. Lineage: Eukaryota; Metazoa; Arthropoda; Insecta; Hymenoptera; Formicidae. The coding region runs from base 184 to 2313 and encodes 709 amino acids.
AACUGUCAGCUGUUAGUUGCGUGCGAUAGCCUUUCCUUGAUCCCUACCAAAGGUUAGAAAAUGAUAAUGGCUAUGUACAUAAUCGGGUAAAUGCGUGACUUGAUAUGAAGAAGAAAAAGUACAAGUCAAUGUGGAACAUAUUUACUUAAAUUACGACAUACGAAUGAUACAAAUACACUCGUCAUGUAUCAUUUUGGAAAAUUUAACUCGAUAUUUUACAGGCAUCAAUUAUCCUCGUAUGCCCGAAAGUCUCAUCAAUCAGCUUCGCAGCUCGAGAAAGUCAGGAUCAACAAAAUUCUGAUAGCAAACAGAGGAGAAAUAGCAUGUCGCAUAAUAAAAACUGCUAAAAAACUUGGUGUAAAGACUGUGGCUGUAUAUAGCGAAGCGGACAGGAAUUCUAUGCAUGUGGAACAAGCUGAUGAAGCUUAUUGCAUUGGACCUGCUCAAUCUAAUCAGAGUUAUUUACGGCAAGAUAAGAUUAUAUCAGUUGUUAAACAAGCCAAAUGCCAAGCUGUCCAUCCAGGAUAUGGAUUUCUUUCAGAAAAUACAGAAUUUGCAGAGUUAUGUCAACGGGAGAACAUCAUAUUUAUCGGUCCACCAGCCAGUGCUAUUAGAGAUAUGGGUAUAAAAAAUACUUCAAAAGCUAUUAUGAUGAAAGCUGGAGUUCCUAUCAUAGAAGGCUACCAUGAAAAAGAUCAGACAAGUGAAACAUUAUUGAUAGAAGCCAGAAAGAUUGGAUUUCCAUUAAUGAUCAAAGCUGUACGCGGUGGUGGUGGGAAAGGUAUGAGAAUUGCUCUGAAGGAAUCUGACUUUAUUGAAGCACUGGAAUCUGCAAGAACUGAGUCUGAAAAAGCAUUCGGGGAUUCGGCAGUGCUCUUAGAAAAAUAUGUUGCUAAACCUAGGCAUGUGGAAGUACAGAUUUUUGCUGAUAAAUAUGAAAAUGCUGUUUAUCUGUUUGAAAGAGAUUGUUCUGUUCAAAGGAGGCAUCAGAAAGUAAUUGAGGAGGCGCCUGCUCCUAAUAUUUCCCAGAAGCUCAGGCAAGAAUUGGGAGAAGCAGCUGUGCGUGCUGCUAAAGCUGUGGGAUAUGUGGGUGCUGGUACAGUGGAAUUUAUAAUGGAUCAAAAUAGUCAUAGUUUUCACUUUAUGGAGAUGAAUACGCGUCUUCAAGUAGAGCAUCCUGUCACCGAGGCAAUUACUGGUUUGGAUCUGGUUGAAUGGCAAAUGAAAAUAGCCAGUGGCGAAGAACUUCCGCUUAAGCAAGAGCAAAUCACUCUUAAUGGCCAUGCAUUUGAAGCCAGAAUUUAUGCCGAGAAUCCAAGAAAUGGUUUCUUACCAGGAGCUGGUCAACUUUUAUAUUUAAAAACCCCUCAAAUAACAGAUAAUGUUAGAGUUGAAACUGGAGUUCGACAAAAUGAUGAAGUGUCUGUGCAUUAUGAUCCGAUGAUAGCGAAAUUAGUGGUUUGGGGAAAAGGUAGAAACGAAGCUCUCAAUGUACUUAGAUCAAAGCUCAAUGAAUAUAAUAUUGCUGGCCUGGAUACAAAUAUAGAAUUUAUCAAAGAUCUUUGUGUUCACCCUAAAUUUCAAAAUGGCGAAGUACACACGGGAUUUAUCGAGGAAAACUUUGAACAACUAUUUCCUAAAUUACACGUACCUAAUUCAAUACUGAUUCAAGCUGCUCUUGCUUGGAUAUUACAUGAAGAUGUAGAUUCAUUGAGUGCAUCAUUAGAAACAAAAGAUCCCUUCAGUCCAUUUGCCAUGGAAACUGGACUCAGAUUAAAUCACACGUUAAAUCAUACAUUUCAUUUUAAUGUCGGAAAUGAAAAUCAUAUAGUGGAAGUGAAAUAUCCGGAACCAGAUUUGUAUCUAAUGAGAGUUAAUAGAUUAGGACCAUGGAGAAAAGUGAUUGGAACUUUGAAAAAAAUAGAUGAUGUUUUAGAGCUAUUUACGGAAAUUGAUGGAAUAAUCACUAAAGCACGGACAGUGAAACUCAAUAAUAAAUUACACAUAUUUACUAAAGAUCAUGAAUGGCAAUUGAUUAUUCCUACUCCUAAAUUCGUGAAUACACUUAUGGGCCGAACAGAGCAAAAUCCGUAUACAGCACUAAGUCCAAUGCCUGGAUUAGUUGAAAAAAUCUUUGUUAAUAAAGGAGAUGUAAUAAAGAAGGGCGAUUCAUUACUUGUUAUUGUUGCCAUGAAAAUGGAGUAUAUUAUUAAAGCAUGUACAAAUGGAGUUGUUGAAGAUGUACUGUGCUCUAUAGGUGAUAAUGUUGCCAAAGAUAAACUUCUUAUCAAAUUGACAGAAGCUAAAGUAUAAUAUAUACAACGUGAUGUACAAUAAUCGUUAGUCUAAUAAUUGAUACAUAUAUUAUUAUACACAUUAUUAUGUAUGAUAUAUUAUUAUUUGUAUUUUUAUAAUGACUUAUGAGGGAAAAGAAGAACAAAAAUUAGCACAAAAAUAAUUAUCAUAUUUGUUUAUAUUCUUGUAAAUAAAUUUUUAAAUAAAUUUUUAUACAUACACACAAUAUGUGUGCAUGUGUUGUGUGCGCGCGCGCAUAUAGAUGUAUGGGAAAUUUUUUUACACGGGAAAAAAUGUAUGCUACAUAAUCUCAAAGAUUGAAUAUUUUUAAUACAGGUGAAAGAAGAAAAAAUAAAUA